CGAGGGCAGUGGGGGUGGAGACGCAGAGACCACCAGCAUUCGAGUCACAGAGGGCACCUGCAUUCGAGUCUCAAAGGCCAUCCACGUUCGAGUCACAGAGACCACCAGCGUUCGAGUCGCAGAGACCAUCGACGUUCGAGUCACAGAGGCCACCAGCAUUCGAGUCACAGGUUAGGGGAGCGGCGGUAGAGACACAGACACAAGGCAGGCAGGCAGUGUUUGAGCCUCAGCCCAGGCAGACGAAUUUGGAGACGCAGGGGAGACCACCAGUGUUUGAGACCCAGACGAGACCUACGGCGUUCGAGUCACCAGCAAGACCGACGUUCGAACCUCAGAGGCAGACAAUGCUCGAGCCUCAGCCAAGAUCUACAGUUCUCGAGUCGCAAGCGAGACCCGCGCCAUUCGAGGCUCAACCAAGAACUGCGGUGCUUGAAUCACAGGCAAGACCACCUAUGAUGCUGGAAGGUCCAGCAAGAUCUACGGGGUUCAUUUCGCAGUUACAGUCUCAGUCGCAGUCUCAAUCGCAAGCAUCUCAAAGGGUGGUAGGAGAUGACAGAAUGGGCAAGGAAGAUGUUAUUCGGGAGAUCGUUCAACAUUGUACUGCGCUAUAUAAAUUCGCAGAUCAUUAUUCCGCCCUCCAAUCUUCCAACCCACACAUCCAACCACCCCCAGAAGAACUCGCAGAAAUGACAGCCCGCGCAGGAGAAGUCGUCCGUCUCCUCGAAGCACUGCGAAACGACGCACCCAUCUUCCCAUCCUCCCUCCUCUCCGCAUCCGCAUUCACUUCCGGACACCACGCACUCGUCUCAGUGCACCCACACUCCCUAGAAGUCAAAGGACACAUGACCUCAAGCUCUAGUCUAGGAAUGGGCAUAAUGGACGUAGACGCGCCCGAUCGGGCGCCGAAGCGCCCUUGGGAGGAUGUAGAAGGUAUGCUACCUCCCGGAUCCGGGCCUGGCAUUGCCCCGUCUUCAUCGGCAGGGCACGUUCAUGUUCCUCUCGUAUCUACACCGGGGUUAGGAGCGGGGCAGAUCUCCGGAACGGCAAUGACAGCGAGUAUGGCACAAGAUCAAGACCGAUCGAUGGCCGAAGCGGAUAUGGAGCUUAUAAGGACUAAGAGAGCGCUUACGACUAUGGCGGCUGCUGCUGCGUUGGGCGGGAAUGGAUCCGGAGGGGGUGGAGGGAAGAAUAAGUAUCGGAAGCGGAGUCGCGCGACACCUCCUGGAAAAUGUCAUUCUUGCAAUAUUCGAGAAACGCCAGAGUGGAGACGGGGACCGGACGGUGCGAGGACGUUGUGUAAUGCGUGUGGGCUGCACUACGCGAAACUCGUGCGAAAACGCGAGAAAGCCCUCGCAAAUGGAGAAUCGCCCUCGAUCCAGCGCAUCGAUAUGGAGAUGUUACGCGCGAGUGCCAGAGCUGCGGAUGCCGACAAGGGGGCACGCGCUGCAUUAGGAGGGGCCGGAUCUGCCGGUGGAACCGUCAUGAAUUCAGUCGGCGGAAGCGGACAUGGGAGUGGAAGCGGCAGCGGUAGUGGUAGUGGUAACGGCGGAGGAGACGACAAGAUGAACCUAGGCAUCCACCAAGGCUCGUUCCAGAUUAACACAGACCCUGGAGAUACGAUGCAGGAUCAAGAUCCUAAUCUGAAUUCGCAAUCUAGCGCGGGUGGAAGUGGGAGUGGGAGCGGGACGUAUGCGCGUCCUCCGCGCCCUGCGAACUCGAAGCGUUCGUCGUCCGCUAGGGUGAUACAGUCCCCUGGGCUUGGGGUUAGUAUGGGCGGUCAACAUCCGUCUGCGGGCGGUUCGCAUCAUCCGUCUGGGCAGACGCAGUCUAUGUCCCAUCAUACGACGCCUUCUGGGUCUCAUUUGUCGACGCCGUCUGUGCAGCACCAUCAGACGCCGUCUCACCACCAGACACCAUCUACGCAACACCAUCAGACGCCGUCUGCGCAUCAUCAAACGCCAUCUACGCACCAUCAAACGCCAUCUGUGCAACACCACCAAACGCCGUCCAUGCCCCAUCACACGACCCCUCAUCAAACUGCUAAUUCGUCAUCGGGGUCUACGUCACGUCACCCACCUGCUGCGUCUCAUACGCCUGUAGCACAGCCUGCUUCCCAGGGGCAUCAUCAGUCUUCGAAUACUUCUGCGCAUCAUCAGCCGACGACGCAAGGCCAUCAUCAAUCUACUGCACAAGGGCAUCAUCAAUCUGCGUCGGCUCAAGGGCACCAUCAGCCAACGGCGCAAGGACACCAUCAAUCUACAUCCGCACAAGCGCAUCAUCAAUCUGCGUCCGCACAAGGACACCACCAACCACACCACCCUCCAUCUCGUGGACCGCCGCCUACGCCGCCUUGGUACCUGCCCGCCACUAAUCAGUCGCAUUCGAUGUUGAGGCAGUGAGGUUUAGAGAGUCAAUCAUUUUAGGUUUCGAUCGUUACCCACAAUAAGGAAGGGGUACGAUGAUAACACACCGGUUACCUGAGGGGCUAUACCUAUUCGUGAUGGCUAUGAUGAUAUCACACUGGUCGCCCAAGGGGCUAUACCCAUUCAUGCUGAUCUGAUGAGGUUCGUACUCAUCGAUCCACCCACAUCGUUUUUCAAUUUCUCUUGCACAUCUCAAAUUUUCUGUUGUUGUUCUUUGUAUUACGCAUUGCACUGUCCAUCUGCUCGGUACUCUGACUUCUUUCAAGACUUUGCUUCGUCAACGUUUCGAAUGCGUUGUUGUAAUUCAUCUUCUCUGUUGCAUCUUUCAUCACCCCUGCACCCCCUGUCUGUCCUAUAUGUAUAUCGCAUAUAAUGAUUUGGUUCUGUAAUGAACUUGUAAUUUUUUUUCUUGGCUGUUGCCUAGAGUGUGUAAUCCAUGAUACGACGAUCCGUGUUUUUUACUA
Molecule: messenger RNA, 2887 nt
Organism: Suillus subalutaceus
Lineage: Eukaryota; Fungi; Basidiomycota; Agaricomycetes; Boletales; Suillaceae
Exons: 5
Coding region: 345-2399 (684 amino acids)
Biological process (GO): regulation of DNA-templated transcription
Molecular function (GO): sequence-specific DNA binding; zinc ion binding
Source: RefSeq, a predicted model, not a curated record